This is a messenger RNA of Encephalitozoon hellem ATCC 50504, 2037 nucleotides long. Its product is annotated as translation elongation factor 2. NCBI's taxonomy places the organism in Eukaryota, Fungi, Microsporidia, Unikaryonidae. Gene Ontology annotation, molecular function: GTP binding; GTPase activity; ribosome binding. Gene Ontology annotation, cellular component: ribonucleoprotein complex; cytosol. Gene Ontology annotation, biological process: cytosolic ribosome assembly. The transcript has a single exon. The record is from RefSeq and is a predicted model, not a curated record. Bases 1 to 2037 code for a protein of 678 amino acids.
AUGGAAGACAUGAGGACAGUAAUAGCAAGUGUGGUGGCACACAUAGACCAUGGAAAAACCUCUUUGAUAGACAGCCUUGUUGCAUCGCAGGGACGGAUAUCAAGAACAUUAGCCGGAUCUGUUAGGUUUCUCGAUACAAGAGAGGACGAGCAAACCAGAGGAAUAACGCUGAAGCUGAGUGCAAUCUCCUUGAGGCACGAUGGGGGCAGCUAUGUGUUCAUUGACACACCAGGGCACGUAGACUUUGAGUCUCUGAUCCAGUCAAGCUCUAUAUUCUCAGACAACUUCCUCAUCCUCGUGGACGUUAACGAGGGGAUAACGCCAAGAACUUAUUCGCUUGUGAAGUAUACGAAAGGGAAGAGAUGUGUUCUUGCGGUAAACAAGAUAGACAAGGUAUGCUCUCCUGAGGAGCUUCUGCAGAAGGUACUCUCGGUUGUGUCAUCAAUAAACGGGCUUGCAGGAGAAGAUCUUUUUGAGUGGGAGGCCAACAACAUCAUACUGUGCUGCGCAACGCUUUGCUAUGGAAUUAACAGAAAGAUGUUCAGGAAGAUUGUUGGCAAAGACGGAACCUUGAAGAAAGCCAUAGAUCUCCUGUUCCACAUAUACAAGAAGAUAGAAGAGAAGGACGUCGAUAAGAUAUGCGAAAGAUUUAGGGUGGCAAGCAGAAACCGAAAGAACAUUCUUUCGUCUAUGUUCCCUCUCUCUGACUGUGUGUUUGAUUCUGUGUCCUCGGACACUAGAGAUCACUUGAAGGUGUUUUUUGGAUCUGAUCUAAUAAGGCUGAAUCCAGUGCCAUCUAGCAGGAAGCCUGCCCUUGUAGGGGUUACUGCCUACGGCAUUCUGAAGACACCUCGGGUAUAUGCUAGGGCCUCAGUGCUCUUUGUCACAAGAUUAUUCUGCGGGACUGUGAGGGUAGGGGACGUUGUGUACUCUGCAGACGGCGAAAGCGUCACGGAAUGCACUGUGGAAAGCCUAUAUCUGUUUGGGAUAAACGAGCUAGUUGAGAAGAGCGAGGUUUCUGGAUCAAAUCUUGUCUGCAUUGGAGGCAACUUCCUGAAGAACUCGCUGAUAACUGAUGUUCCUGUGUAUAAGAUGAGUGUCAGGAGCAAGGUGACACCCUUCUACAAGUUCAAGCUUGUUCUAAACGACCUUGAGAGGCUUGAUGAGCUAAAGGAGGUGUUUAGGGUGAUGUCCUGUACAGAGCAGUUCCUGAAAGUAAGGCUCAACAAGUACAAGGAGAUAGAGGUUUCAUGCACUGGGAAGGUCCAGUCAGAAAAAAUAAUCACUGAUCUCAUAGACUCUGGCUUUGAGUUUACUGUUGCAGAUCUUGAGGAGAAGUUCUGCGAAUAUGCCACAAAGCCCAUAAGCCAGGCCUUUUCUCUGGAAGGCCUUAAUUUGAAGGUUUCUGUCUGCAGGGCGCAUGAAAGCGGAGAAGGCACCGAUACUUGCUUUAGAAGGUGGGAAGACAUGAACAGAAACCAAUUUGUUCUUGCAUCAGACCUGUGCUUUGAGAUGGCUGCUAAUGUUCUGGAGAUGUUUGUUUCGAGCGGGCCGCUGAUAAGAGAAAAGAUAUAUGAAACAAGGUUUGCUCUGGAUUUAGAGGGAGACGCCGACGGAAUGGAUUCUGACACCUUGUAUUCCUUUCUAAAGAACUCUCUUGCUUCUGUGUAUCUCUUGUCCGCGCCGACUGUUGCGCCGAUGUUCUAUGAAUGCAACAUCUCGAUCCAGGAGGAGUUUAUAGGGGAAGCAUACAAAAGCCUGUCCAAGCACAACUAUGCGGUGGCCCAGGAGAGCUACGAAGAAAAGACAGGGUUCUAUGUCCUCACAGUGCUGAUUCCGCAGUUUCUGUACUCAAGCUUUCUUGAGGACAUAAGAGUGAGGACAAAAGGAACGGCAUAUCUUCUAGUGAAGGACGUAGGAUACAGGUUUUUGCUAGAUUUCAGCAGGUACAUAGAAGGUAUAAGGAAGAAGAAAGGACUAUUCGUCGAGGAGAAGAUAGUUGAGAGCCCAUCAAAGCAAAGAACAUAUAAAAAGUAG